Messenger RNA from Nicotiana attenuata, 390 nucleotides. RefSeq names its product probable inactive receptor kinase At2g26730. Gene Ontology annotation, biological process: protein phosphorylation. The record is from RefSeq and is a predicted model, not a curated record. The transcript has 2 exons. Bases 1 to 390 code for a protein of 129 amino acids. NCBI's taxonomy places the organism in Eukaryota, Viridiplantae, Streptophyta, Magnoliopsida, Solanales, Solanaceae. Gene Ontology annotation, molecular function: ATP binding; protein kinase activity.
AUGGAAUUCCGAAUUACAGAAAACUCGCCCGGAGACCUCGCCGGAUUUUCAGAUCUCGAACAGCAACUCCAACAAAAUGGAAUUUUCAGACUUUUCGUGCCAAACUCCAAGUUUGUCCUAAUCCCUGGCUAUCAAGCACCAGAAUUGGAAAAUGCUUACGAUGUUUCUCCGAAAUCUGAUGUUUACAGCUUCGGUGUCUUGCUGUUGGAAUUAUUGACUGGUAAGGCCCCGUUGGAAGCAAUUGGCAAGAACACAGGGGUUGAUUUACCUAGUUGGGUUCGAGAUAUGUUUCAAGAAAAGCCUAUUAUUGAUGUUUUUGACAGUAUGCUGCUGCAUAAUUACCAUAAUUCUAGCUCAGCUUUCGUUUGCAGAUUGCGGCUGGAAAAUUAG